This is a messenger RNA of Symbiodinium pilosum, 202 nucleotides long. NCBI's taxonomy places the organism in Eukaryota, Dinophyceae, Suessiales, Symbiodiniaceae. The record is from the annotation of a GenBank genome assembly.
GAGGGUGCCAUUGCCGAAGCUUUGGAAGCAGGCUACAGGCUCAUUGAUACGGCUUCCAUCUACAAGAACGAGGUGGCUGUGGGGCGGGCCUUGCGAAACUGGCCUGAGGAUUCAGGUGCCUUUGUGAGCUCCAAGUGCUCGCCUUACGAGAUGGGCUACCAGAAGGCCCAGGAGGCGUGCAUGAAGUCGCUGGAGAGACUCG